Molecule: messenger RNA, 3189 nt
Organism: Emys orbicularis (European pond turtle)
Lineage: Eukaryota; Metazoa; Chordata; Testudines; Emydidae
Gene: PDZRN4
Product: PDZ domain containing ring finger 4
Exons: 10
Coding region: 1-3189 (1062 amino acids)
Molecular function (GO): zinc ion binding; protein binding
Source: RefSeq, a predicted model, not a curated record
AUGGGCUUUGACCUGGAUCGCUUUGCCGAGCCCGUGGACCCGGAUCUCAAGUGCAAACUGUGCAGCAAGGUGCUGGAGGAGCCGCUGUCCACGCCGUGCGGGCACGUCUUCUGCGCCGGCUGCCUGCUGCCCUGGGCGGUGCAGCGGCGCCUGUGCCCCCUGCAGUGCCAGCCCAUCUCGGCCAAGGAGCUGCACCAGGUGCUGCCGCUCAGGAGCCUCAUCCAGAAGCUGGAGAUCAAGUGCGACUACAGCCCGCGGGGCUGCGGCCGGACCGUGCGGCUCCACCAGCUGGCCGCCCACGUCGAGAUGUGCGACUACAGCCCGGCCCGGUGCCGCCACAAGGGCUGCCCGGAGGUGCUCAGCCUGAAGGACGUGGACGCGCACAUGCGGGAGAGCUGCGAGCACCGCCCGGCCGGCAUCUGCCAGCAGGGCUGCGGCUUGGUGCUCCUGCAGCGGGACCGGGCGGGGGGCGCGCAGCCGGGCGGGGGGCACUGCUGCCUGCGGGCGCUACGCAGCCAGAACAGCAGCCUGCAAGGCCAGAGGGCCAGCCUGGAGCAGGAGCUGAAGCGACAGGCCCUGAAGUGGAGCCAGAGGGAGAAGUCGCUGCUGGCUCAGCUCGCGGCGCUGCAGAGCGAGGUGCAGCUCACGGCGCUUAGGUACCAGGUGAAGUUCAACCAGUACAUGAGCCACAUCAGCAGCAUCACCAGGAACCUGGCCGGCAGCCACCCCUGCAAGGGAGGAGAAUCUAAGCCAUUAACCAUCAUGCUACAAAGAGAAAAUGAUACUUUGGGAUUCAAUAUUGUAGGAGGACGACCCAAUCAGAACAAUCAGGAGGACUCUUCACCUGAAGGAAUUUAUGUGUCAAAAAUCUUGGAAAAUGGACCUGCUGACAAGACAGAAGGCCUGCAAAUUCAUGACAAGAUCAUUGAGGUCAAUGGGAAGGACCUCUCGAAGGCCACUCACGAAGAGGCAGUGGAAGCUUUUCGGAAUGCCAAGGAGCCAAUUGUAGUUCAGGUUUUACGGAGAGCACCCAUUAAUAAAACACAUGGUAGCUCACAGGAUGUUCAGCUUGUGGAUGCUAGCACUCAGACCGACAUCACCUUUGAGCAUAUUAUGGCUCUGGCCAAGCUUAGGCCAUCCACACCUCCAGUACCAGAUAUCUGUCCCUUUCUGCUUUCAGACAGCUGCCAUUCUCUUCACCCAGUGGAGCAUGAAUUUUAUGAAGGUAAUGAGUAUCUUUCCAGCCUGCCUGCUGAUGCAGAUAGAACAGAGGACUUUGAGUAUGAGGAGGUCGAGCUGUGUCGUGUUAGCAGUCAAGAGAAGCUGGGGCUGACUGUCUGCUACAGAACAGAUGAUGAGGAAGACACAGGAAUCUAUGUCAGUGAGGUUGAUCCAAACAGCAUUGCUGCCAGAGAUGGCCGGAUCCGAGAAGGAGACCGCAUUCUGCAAAUAAAUGGCCAAGAUGUCCAGAAUCGGGAGGAGGCGGUGGCAUUGCUCUCCAGUGAUGAAUGCAAGAAAAUUGUGUUGCUGGUUGCAAGACCAGAGAUGCAGCUGGAGGAGGGGUGGCUGGAUGAUGAAAGGAAUGAAUUCUUAGAGGAGUUAAACUUGGAAAUGUUGGAAGAACAGCAUAAUGAAGUAAUGCAGUUCACAGCCAAUGAGGUGGAGCAGCCAAAAAAGCAUGAGGAGGAGGACGGCACAACAGACACUGCAACCUCGUCAUCCAAUAACCAUGAGAAGGACAGUGGAGUGGGGCCUACAGAUGAGAGUCUGCGUAAUGACGAGAGCUCAGAGCAGGAGAAUGCACCCGAUGAGCAGAACAAAAUGACCCUGCAAAGCACCCGGGAGCUGGGGCAGAGCCAGGAUACGUUAGGAAGCAUUGAACUCCAGUGCAAUGAAAGCUUUGUGUCGGGGGAAUACAUUGAAUCUGAUUUCAUUGGAAACCAAGAUGAGGAGUGUGAAAGGUUCCGGCAGCUGCUGGAGCUCAAGUGCAAGAUUAGAAACCACGGAGAGUAUGAUCUGUAUUACUCGAGCAGUACAAUACAGUGUAACAGAAGGGAGCAAGAUGGGGUGGAGCAUGAGCUACAGUUACUCAAUGAGGAACUGAGAAAUAUUGAGCUUGAGUGUCAGAAUAUAAUGCAGGCUCACAGGCUUCAAAAGGUGAAGGAUCAGUAUGGAGACAUUUGGGCAUUACAUGAUGGAGGAUUCAGGAAUUAUAACACCAGCAUAGAUGUACAAAGAGGUAAACUGGAUGAUAUCAUAGAGCACCCAGAGAAAUCUGACAAAGACAGCUCUAGUGCUUACAACACAGCAGAAAGCUGCAGGAGCACUCCACUGACUGUAGAGCAGUCCCCUGAUAGCUCGCUCCAGAGAAUGAUCAGCAUCACCAACAGGAAAAACCUGAGAAGCACAAUUGUAGCUAAUCAGUUGUGUCCUGGACAGAGUGGUAGGGAGGUAACCCCAUCCAAAACCACUGAGCAAAACAGCACUGUUGAAGAGAAGGAAACGGUUGCAGAGAGUAGCAAUUUCACAGAGCAGGAGAAGCAAAGCACUGAGCACAUUCCUUACCUAUCUCCAUAUCAUAGCUCUUCAUACCGGUAUGGGAAUAUACCUGCUCAUGCAAAGCAUUAUCAAAGCUAUAUGCAGCUGAUCCAACAGAAAUCCGCAGUGGAGUAUGCCCAAAGUCAGCUCAGUCUAGUGAGCAUGUGCAAAGAUUCACAGAAGUGUACAGAGCCCAAAAUGGAAUGGAAAGUGAAAAUAAGGAGUGAUGGAACAAGGUAUAUCACUAAGAGACCAGUGCGAGACAGAAUCCUGAAGGAACGUGCCUUAAAGAUUAAAGAGGAGCGCAGUGGGAUGACGACAGAUGAUGAUACGAUGAGCGAAAUGAAGAUGGGUCGUUACUGGAGCAAAGAGGAGCGGAAGCAGCAUUUGGUGCGAGCCAAGGAGCAGAGGCGGCGGCGAGAGUUCAUGAUGCGGAGCAGGUUAGAGUGUCUUAAGGAAAGUCCACAGAGCGGCAGCGAGGGCAAAAAAGAAAUUAACAUUCUUGAACUUAGUCACAAAAAGAUGAUGAAAAAAAGAAACAAGAAAAUCUUGGACAGCUGGAUGACAAUCCAAGAACUGAUGACACAUGGUGCUAAGUCUCCAGAUGGGACAAGAGUGCACAAUGCCUUUUUAUCAGUUACUACUGUAUGA